AUGUGUCCAGUCCGGUUUAACACAGGACAAGAUGAAGAUGCACCAGAGAAAUGCUGUUUCAGUUUCUAUACCAGACCAAUCCCUGUAGCUGUUAUUAGUAAGUACGAAGAAACGAGCAACAACUGUCCAAGAGCUGGAGUGGUUUUUACCACCAGGAGGGGGUAUCGUGUGUGUACGGACCCCAGCUUUAAGUGGGUGAAGGAGACCAUGGACAAAAUUGAUGGCCCAAAUGUGGAAGGUUCAGCCUGAACUCAGCCAGGUGAUUAAAUCUUCCCUCUAUUAAUGGAAAAUUAACUCCUUUUAAUAUUCCAGCUCUUUAUUACUAUAGCAGUGUACUCGUCUCUGAUUGGGUGAAGGAAAAAAGCUUUUCUGAUUUUUAUUACGUUACCUUUGAACAUUAAGUACAGACUGGAGGAAUGUGGAAUAUAUCAGAAUAUAAUACAUGAAUCGAAU
Molecule: messenger RNA, 453 nt
Organism: Colossoma macropomum (tambaqui)
Lineage: Eukaryota; Metazoa; Chordata; Actinopteri; Characiformes; Serrasalmidae
Product: C-C motif chemokine 4 homolog
Exons: 3
Coding region: 1-249 (82 amino acids)
Biological process (GO): positive regulation of ERK1 and ERK2 cascade; cellular response to type II interferon; G protein-coupled receptor signaling pathway
Cellular component (GO): extracellular region
Molecular function (GO): CCR chemokine receptor binding; chemokine activity
Source: RefSeq, a predicted model, not a curated record